Messenger RNA from Marmota monax (woodchuck), 3496 nucleotides. RefSeq names its product angiopoietin like 2 (gene Angptl2). The record is from RefSeq and is a predicted model, not a curated record. Lineage: Eukaryota; Metazoa; Chordata; Mammalia; Rodentia; Sciuridae. The transcript is spliced from 5 exons. The coding region runs from base 541 to 2022 and encodes 493 amino acids.
UCUGGGCUGAGGGGAGGCCCGGAGCCUUUCUGGGGCCUGGGGGAUCCUCUUGCACUGGUGGGUGGAGAGAAGUGCCUGCAGCCAACCAGGGUCAGGCUGUGCUCACAAUUUCCUCCAGCGGCAUGUAAAGCCUCCACAAAGGAGUUGGGAGUUCAAAUGAGGCUGCUGCAGUCGGCCUGAGGAUGGACCCCAAGCCCUGAGCAGCACUGCCCAAGGCCAGACCUGCAGAGCAUGGCACCAAGGUGGCCGCCUGCCCCGCAGUGAGGGAAAGCAGAUUGAGAGCAGCCCUGGGGCACCCCGCUGGCCCCCGCCCCAUCCUCGUUGGAGCCGGCUGCAAGUCAGAGCCAACAGAGGCCAGUGAGCAGGGCUGCCGGGCCGCCAGCUCGGCCUGUGACUUGGGACCUCUCCUGGAGGCCAUGGACAAGCUGCCCCGCUGACGCCACAGUGCAGCAUGUGAGGAGCGGCCCCAGGAGCCACACAGGAGGGAAGAGGGUUUCAUAGAAUCCAUUCACAAAGAAUAACCACCACAUUGCAAGGACCAUGAGGCCACUGUGUAUCACGUGCUGGUGGCUGGGACUGCUGGCCACCCUGGGAGUUGCUGCAGGCCCCGAGGAUGGUUUUGAAGGCACAGAGGAGGGCUCACAGAGAGAGUUCAUUUACCUCAACAGGUACAAGCGGGCGGGCGAAUCCCAGGACAAGUGCACCUACACCUUCAUCGUUCCCCAGCAGCGGGUCACAGGCGCCAUCUGCGUCAACUCCAAGGAGCCAGAGGUGCUCCUGGAGAACCGCGUGCACAAGCAGGAGCUGGAGCUGCUCAACAGCGAGUUGCUCAAGCAGAAGCGGCAGAUUGAGACCCUGCAGCAGCUGGUGGAGGUAGACGGCGGCAUCGUGAGCGAGGUGAAGCUGCUGCGCAAGGAAAGCCGCAACAUGAACUCACGUGUCACGCAGCUCUACAUGCAGCUCCUGCAUGAGAUCAUCCGCAAGCGGGACAACGCACUGGAGCUCUCCCAGCUGGAGAACAGGAUCCUGAACCAGACGGCUGACAUGCUGCAGCUGGCCAGCAAGUAUAAGGACCUGGAGCACAAGUACCAGCACCUGGCCACACUGGCCCACAACCAGUCAGAGGUCAUUGCUCAGCUUGAGGAGCACUGCCAGAGGGUGCCCGUAGCCAGGCCUGUACCCCAGCCGCCUCCUGCCACCCCACCCCGGGUCUACCAGCCACCCACCUACAACCGUAUCAUCAACCAGAUCUCUACCAACGAGAUCCAGAGUGACCAGAACCUGAAGGUGCUGCCACCACCUCUGCCCACCAUGCCUGCCCUCACCAGCCUUCCAUCCUCCACUGACAAGCCAUCAGGCCCAUGGAGAGACUGCCUGCAGGCCCUGGAAGAUGGCCAUGACACCAGCUCCAUCUACCUGGUAAAGCCUGAGAACACCAACCGCCUCAUGCAGGUGUGGUGUGACCAGAGACAUGACCCCGGGGGCUGGACUGUCAUCCAGAGGCGCCUGGAUGGCUCCGUCAACUUCUUCAGGAACUGGGAGACAUACAAGCAAGGGUUUGGGAACAUUGAUGGAGAGUACUGGCUGGGCCUGGAGAACAUUUACUGGCUGACAAACCAAGGCAACUACAAACUGCUGGUGACCAUGGAGGACUGGUCCGGCCGCAAGGUCUUUGCAGAAUAUGCCAGCUUCCGCCUGGAGCCAGAGAGCGAGUAUUAUAAGCUGCGGCUGGGGCGCUACCAUGGCAAUGCGGGUGACUCCUUCACCUGGCACAAUGGCAAGCAGUUCACCACCCUGGACAGAGAUCAUGAUGUCUACACAGGAAACUGUGCCCACUACCAAAAGGGAGGCUGGUGGUAUAAUGCCUGUGCCCACUCCAACCUCAACGGGGUCUGGUACCGCGGGGGCCAUUACCGGAGCCGCUACCAGGAUGGAGUCUACUGGGCUGAGUUCCGAGGAGGCUCCUACUCACUCAAGAAGGUGGUGAUGAUGAUCCGGCCCAACCCCAACACCUUCCACUAAGCCGCUCCCCUCUGGAUCUCCCGUGGCCAUCAGCAGGAGCCUGCCCAGCAUGCAGCCCCAGCACAAUGAGCAACUACUCACCAGCUCAUCCUGGGCUGUAAGGACUGAGAGCUGGAUUCUGUUUUUUGAAGUCACUGUGUCAGAUAAUGAAACUGGACUGGUACUGUGUUCUCUGUCCCUCCUCUACUUUCCUUCAAAUCAGACAGCCCCUCAUGUUUCUAGGACAGGACUGCAGACAACUCUUUCUUUAAAUAAAUUAUCCCUACAAUAAAACACCAUUGCAAAAUACCUUCACGAUAUACAUGUGCAUGAGCCUCUCCAUGCACUUAAGUGUAUGCCACAUGUAUAUGCAUUACAUACUAUCACAUGUGAUAUGUCUAGAUACACAUAUGGGUUUGCUAUAUAUACACCGAAAUGCACUCCAACUCUGACAUUAAAGUUGUCCCCAACUUUGCUCUUUGAAGGAAAACAUUUCCUUGAUGCUGUGUUUCUGGAGCCUAAGGGCAGAUCAUAGGCUGUGUAGGCCCGAUUCAAAGACUAAUCCUCGGUGUUGGCGCACCUGGAUUCUUCCAGGAAGGUCCACAAGGCUCAUCUCUCACAUAGGGGUUCCUGUCUCCCUCUCUUAAGAACCCCCUUGGGCACCUACUCAAAUUUCAAAAAUCAUUUCUGUUUUUAUGCUUUCUCUGUUCUCAGGAUUGUCACCACCUUCUACCCAGUUAUUCACUCACCCAGCGCCCUCUGUGUCAGUCCCCUGCUGCCUACACAUUCAAGGCGCCCUUUCUCUUUACCCCUUGCCCAUCCUUUUCUACCACAAGACCUUUCCUUCCAGGCAAGAGUCCGCCACCUCUGAGUAGGAACAGUCUGGGCGCAGGUUCUGGCCAGGGAAGGGAAGGCCAGGCCCAAAGCUACACUGGCGGCCAUGUAGAUUGUAUAUUCAGUUCUGUAUCUUCCGCUCAUACUUUAGCCUCCAUGUCAUUUUAACCUUCACACAAUAGUAGCCCCUACCUUGCCAGAGACACUCAGCUGAAGAGACGUCAUCACUAAUGUGCUGGGGCCCCCAGAUGGCUACAGACUGGAGAUCCCAUGCUCAGGUGGACCAGAGUCUGCACCUCAUCCCCCAACUACGCUUCUCUGGAGGACAGGGGCCACCAGACUCCUUGGUUGGUGCGCUGCAUCAUGGCGGCUUCCUGAAUUCUGCCAGACUCAGUACUACCGGGACGACUGCCAAGCCAGGGGCAAGAGAUGAGUCAGGAAGGUGAGACCCUCCCCGGUGGGCACAUGGGUCAGGCAUGCGAGAUGUGGGGCUUUUGGUACUGUCCACGUCUGGGUGCGUGCCUAUUACCUCAGCAGUUCUCACAAGUGUACCAUGUAGCAUGUUUUGUGUAUAUAAAAGGGAGGGUUUUUUAAUAUAUUCCCAGAUUAUCCUUGUAAUGACACAAAUCUGCAAUAAAAGCCAUCAGUGCUAUAUGAUGCA